Salvelinus sp. IW2-2015 is the source of this 2829-nucleotide messenger RNA. RefSeq names its product ALX homeobox 4a (gene alx4a). Gene Ontology annotation, biological process: regulation of transcription by RNA polymerase II. Gene Ontology annotation, molecular function: RNA polymerase II transcription regulatory region sequence-specific DNA binding; DNA-binding transcription activator activity, RNA polymerase II-specific. The record is from RefSeq and is a predicted model, not a curated record. NCBI's taxonomy places the organism in Eukaryota, Metazoa, Chordata, Actinopteri, Salmoniformes, Salmonidae.
GGAGAUGUCUUGACUUGAAGUCCGCACAGCUCUAGUGUAUAUCGGGGAGAUCUGGGUUGCAUCUUCUGAAGAAAGACGCAUUUUUGUUACUCCUCUAAACCUUAAGGGGAGUUUUUAGCUUUUGGUCAGCGAGUGGUUCCUGGAAAACAUCUGAAUCGUUUUAUAACCAAACACAGCUGCCGCGCCAGUGUAUGUGUGUGUGCGUGACAGUGUGUAUGUGUGUGUUCAUCCGUAUGUGGAAGAGGGAGAGAGAGUGAGGGUAUCUGUUUGCUUCCCUUUCCAAAACGGAAAGAAAGAAAAAAGUUUGGWMGUCUUUUUCUCACAGUAACUUUUUUUAGGCAUGAACGCCGAGACGUGCGUCUCAUACUGCGAUAUGACAUCCAUGGAUUCAUAUUAUAGCCCCUCUGCACCGCAAGGUAGGGAUCAUCCGACGAACCCGUUUAGGACAUUCCAAGYRAGUGACACCAAAUACAGCCCCACUUUCCUGCCAAACAAAGGUCAGGCUUACGGAGAAAAGWCUCGGAGCCCAUUCCAACAGGAGUGUCAGUCAUUGGAUGCCACCGCUGGGGAAGGCACCUUUAACAAAUACCACCUCUUCAUGCAGAGGUCUUCUUGCAAAACCCCCCCGGAAGGAGGCAAACUGCACCAAGAAAGCGGACACAACGGAGCGCUCAUUCCCUGCUAUGGUAAAGACAGCUCAGGACUGACAGACUCUGACCUGACCCCGAACUCUGACCYCUCUGGGAUGGACGGCAGCUACCUGAGUGUGAAGGAUCAAGGCGUGAAGGGCCACUCGGACCGACCAGGCUCGGACAUGGCCAGCCCCAUGGACAAGGGCGAGGGUGAGAGCAACAAGGGCAAGAAGAGGCGUAACCGCACCACCUUCACCAGCUACCAACUGGAGGAGCUGGAGAAGGUCUUCCAGAAGACCCACUACCCAGAUGUGUACGCCCGCGAGCAGCUGGCCCUCCGGACUGACCUGACUGAGGCCCGGGUACAGGUGUGGUUCCAGAAUCGCCGAGCCAAAUGGAGGAAGAGGGAGCGCUUUGGUCAGAUGCAGCAGGUUAGGACACACUUCUCCACAGCGUACGAGCUGCCUCUUCUAGCCAGACCUGAGAACUAUGCACAGAUACAGAACCCAUCAUGGAUUGGUGGCGGCAGUGGAGCAUCUCCUGUACCAGGCUGCGUAGUGCCCUGUGACUCAGUCACAUCCUGUAUGACCCCUCACCCUCACUCCGGCAGCGGCGUAUCUGACUUCCUGGGCGUCCCGAACCCUGGGGGUCACAUGGGACAGACACACAUGGGCAGCCUGUUUGGGGGUCCUGGCAUGGGGUCAGGAAUCAACGGGUACGAUCUGAACAGCAUGGACCCGGACCGCAAGUCCUCCAGCAUCGCCGCCUUGCGUAUGAAGGCCAAGGAGCACAGUGCAGCCAUCUCCUGGGCAACAUGAUGCCUCAACAGCAGCAGGACAGGGGCCUCUGGGAACCCCACCACGUCCAAACCAAGCCAAAGCAGAGAGGGGGGCCAGUCUGUGCUACUAUAACAGAAAUAUUGAUAAUCUAAAAUAAUAAUGAUGAUAAAAGCCAUAAAAGCCAUAGCAAAUUGCUGAAGAGGAGAAAAGAGACUAACAAAUCUGGACAGUGAACUUCUUUAUUUUGUGUCUCUGAUGGGAGAGACCAGUGGACAUCAGAGAUGAACAACAGUCAGUCAGUCAGGUAGUCAAAGCUUGAGAUAAGAAGCAGGAAAUCAAGAAUCAGACGUAUCCUUAACGAGACAAAUGAAUUGGUUGCUUGUUGGAAACAAUGUGCUGGUUAUACAGUAGCUAUAAACUAAAACACAACAAAAAUAACAAAAAAAAGCUGAAUAGAUUUGAACCAAUCCCUGCACUUAUUCAGUUAAUACAGGUAAUGCUGUUUGUACAGAUAUUGAGAUGCGUCCGCUAACACACCUGCUAUUGAGUGUCAAUAUAGCUUUUUCUGUUCAGGUGUUAUUAUACUUUCUUGUUUUCCAGUAUUUAAAUUUUAAAUGUGUAUUUUUUUAUUAAUUUUGAUCAUGGUUUUGUCACAGAAUCCCUUGUCCCUCCCUUUCUGUCAGACUGUGUGCGAAUGCAACUAACCACAUAAACCGCAAACUGAUAUUCACAUAUUUACAUACAUUUGGCCUGAUUUGGGUCUGUGUGUACAUUUGGGUUUCCUUAGGUCAUUUUGGUCAGCUUUACUUCAAGGAGAGGGGUGUAGGUAACGGUCAAGCCCAAAGCCGAUCCAUCUCCGUCAGACUAACUGAAAGAAUGCUGAUAAAAUCAGUCAUAUUCUUCAGUUUGGGAAAGAGGUAAACCAUUUCAAAGGUAGCUUACUGUUUCUGGUUUGCAUGGUCAGCACUAGCAUACUUUAGGUUGGUGCUACCUUCCAACAUUUAAAUGUCAGAUAUAAAUCCAGGUUUGUUUAAGUGCGGGCAAACGGAGAGCCCUACUUGCCCCGCUGAUGGGCCGUCACUGAGCCAGAGAGGGACGGGGACGAGGACGUGGUGUGUGUGAGUGUGAGAGAGGUGCACAGCAGGCCUGCUGGGGGCUACAGGUCUGAGAGCACCAGACAGGCUAAGCUCUGUUUGCAGGAGGAGAUUCAAAGUGGACAUGCCAUUUCCUCCCUUGGCAUUUCCUCACCUCACAUUUCCACCUAGGGAGUUACAGGAAAAGUGCCCACCAGUCCCAUUGCCAGAAAUAAUACCCAGCGGCAGCCUUGAACAGCAGAGGCAGUGUAGAUUAUACAGAUUAUGCAGUUUUUGUAGAUUAUACAGUUUUUGAGGGAGAUAAUAAAAUGCUGACUAACGCCA